This is a messenger RNA of Babesia ovata, 654 nucleotides long. Its product is annotated as replication factor C subunit. Gene Ontology annotation, molecular function: DNA binding; DNA clamp loader activity. The transcript has 7 exons. NCBI's taxonomy places the organism in Eukaryota, Apicomplexa, Aconoidasida, Piroplasmida, Babesiidae. The coding region runs from base 1 to 654 and encodes 217 amino acids. Gene Ontology annotation, cellular component: nucleus; DNA replication factor C complex. Gene Ontology annotation, biological process: DNA repair; DNA-templated DNA replication. The record is from RefSeq and is a predicted model, not a curated record.
AUGCUGGGACCGCACUUCAAGAACGCAGUGUUGGAGCUGAACGCUAGUGACGACAGAGGUGUGGACGUUGUGCGCGAAACGAUCAAGAACUUCGCGAAGAAGUCGGUCGUGCUCCCUGAUAACAAACACAAGAUCAUCAUCCUCGAUGAAGUGGAUUCCAUGACGGAGGCGGCACAGCAGAUACUCAAGCGAAUGGUCGAUAUUUGUAAGAUGGAACAGGUCCAGUUCACCCAGGAUGGCAUGGAGGCGCUGCUGUUCACCGCCGAUGGUGACAUGCGUCGCGCGGUGAACAACCUGCAGAACGUGUCAUCUGGGUUUGAUUUAGUGACAAAAGAGAACGUUUUUAAGGUCUGUGACGUUCCGUCUCCCGACCUGAUCCGGAAGAUGCUCCAGGAUUGUUUGAAUGGACAGUGGCGUCCGGCACACGAGAAAGCGUCAGAGCUGCUGGCGCUCGGCCAUUCUCCGCUGGAUAUCGUCGUGACAAUCCGCAGCGUCAUCAAGGCGUUCAAAGCACCGGAACAUGUGCUUUUGGAGUUCAUAAAGACUGUCGCACUGACUCACAUGACCAUGGUCGGCGGUCUUUGCAGCCAGCUGCAGCUAGACAAGUUGCUAGCCACGCUCUGCAAGGUGUCCCUGGUUAUGCGCAAAGGCUAG